AUGUCUUCUUCGCCUUCUGACAAGAAUUCCUUGUUUAACAUGUCUUAUUAUUCGGUGAAGAUUUCGGCAGAAGGAAUUUAUGAUGCAAGAUAUGGAACCUUGUGUAUGAUUGGUUGUCGUGACCUUGUCUCAAACAAUGGAACACCAACAGCAAAUUCUUUGGACUGUGAGAUUCUGAUGAAAUUUCAGUUCCCUUCUUUAGAUACAAAAGAUAGAAGCUACAUUAAGGGAAGCAUUGAAAGCACGCGCCCAAAAUCCGAUCCUCUUUACUUCAACAGUUUAGAGGUAUCUGCGGUAGCGUAUUACAUUCAAGAAGUGAGAAGAAAUGUUUGGAGAACGGAUAUGGAAGUUAUCAUGGCUCUGAUAUCUACAACUCUAGCAUGUGUUUUCGUCGGAUUGCAACUCAACCAUGUGAAGAGAAACCCUAAUGUGCUUCCCUUCAUCUCAAUUUUCAUGAUGUCGAUUCUCACAUUUGGUCACAUGAUACCACUUGUUCUCAAUUUCGAAGCACUUCUUGCUAAAAAUCCUAACAACACAACCUAUGUUUUAGGAAAUGUUGAAAAAUGGCUUGAAGUUAAUGAAAUAAGUGUGAGGCUAAUCACCAUGGUAGCUUUCUUGUUGCAAUUCCGUCUCCUGCAUCUAACUUGGUCAUCCAGAAAAACUGACGAAAGCAAAAACAAUCACUGGAUUGCCGAGCGAAAAGCUUCUUAUGUGACCUUCCCUUUGUAUGCUGUCGGAUUAUUGAUUGCAUUGCUAUUGAAGUUAAAGAAGGAUAGAGAUUCGGUUACCUCAAUGUACCAAGUCUACCGACAACAUGAUCCGUCUUGGGAGAGCAUAAAAUCUUAUGGUGGUUUGGUAUUGGAUUGCUUUCUUGUGCCACAAGUCAUUCUAAACUUGUUUUCAAAUAUGAAUGAGAAUGUUCUUUCAUGCUCAUUUUACUUUGGAACUACUUUUGUGAGACUCUUGCCACAUGCUUACGAUCUUUACAGGGCUCACAAUUAUGCCGACCAAGAUAGUGACCUAUACUUCUAUGCCGAUCCAAGCCAAGAUUUUUACUCAACUUCUUGGGAUAUUUUCAUUCCUUUGGUAGGUAUUGUAUUUGCUAUCAUUAUCUACUUGCAGCAACGUUUUGGUGCUCAAUGUGUUCUGCCUCAUAGAUUCAAAGGAUCAAAGGGAUAUGCAAAGGUUCCUGAUUCAGAAGGAGAAGUAGAGACCACCAACAUGUAA
Medicago truncatula (barrel medic) is the source of this 1227-nucleotide messenger RNA. RefSeq lists its product as uncharacterized. The record is from RefSeq and is a predicted model, not a curated record. Bases 1 to 1227 code for a protein of 408 amino acids. NCBI's taxonomy places the organism in Eukaryota, Viridiplantae, Streptophyta, Magnoliopsida, Fabales, Fabaceae. Gene Ontology annotation, cellular component: intracellular membrane-bounded organelle. The transcript has a single exon.